Molecule: messenger RNA, 1650 nt
Organism: Miscanthus lutarioriparius
Lineage: Eukaryota; Viridiplantae; Streptophyta; Magnoliopsida; Poales; Poaceae
Source: the annotation of a GenBank genome assembly
AUGGCCCGGCCGUUCCAGAAGAUCGGCCACGGCCUCGAGAGGUUCUCGUUCAGGCGCCGGAGGUCGGCGUCGUCGUCGUCGCCGCUGUCGCUGGCCUCGGACGGCACGGACACCUCCUCGAUGGAGGCGCAGGCGCCGGCGCCGGGGCAGCCUUGCACCAGGCGGGCGCUGUCGAGGAGCUGCGGGUCCAAGGGGAGCCGGCUGUCCGUUGACCUUCCGCCGCCGCUGGCCGGCGGCCCUUCGGAUAAGGCGGCAGCUGGGAGCUCGUCCUCGCUCGCGGUGCCGCCCAAGCCAGUCCGGCAUGAGGGCCCGCCCUCAGAUGCGGAGAUCGUGAGGGAGAAGUUCUCCAAGCUGCUGCUGGGGGAGGACAUGUCCGGCACCGGCAAAGGGGUGACCUCUGCUCUUGCCCUGUCCAACGCCAUCACUAAUCUUGCAGCUUCUGUGUUUGGUGAGCAGCGCCGUCUGCAGCCCAUGGCCGCCGACCAGAAAUCGCGGUGGAAGAAGGAGAUCGACUGGCUUUUGUCCGUCGCCGAUCACAUUGUUGAAUUUGUUCCUUCGCAGCAGGUCGCCGAGAAUGGGACCUGCAUGGAGAUAAUGAUAACCCAGCAGCGUCAAGAUCUACAAAUGAACAUCCCUGCAUUGCGCAAGCUCGAUGCAAUGCUCCUUGAAUACCUUGACAGUUUCGAGGGUAAGCAGGAGUUUUGGUAUGUGAAGAAAGAUGCAGAUGAAUCGGGGAAGGGCAGCAUGCCGAGGCAGGACGACAAAUGGUGGCUCCCAACUGUCAGGGUCCCUCCUAAUGGUCUGUCAGAUGCAUACAGGAAAUGGCUUCAGAACCAGAAGGAUCUUGUUGCACAGGUGCUGAAGGCAGCAAUGGCUAUCAAUGCUAAUAUUCUUAUGGAAAUGGAGGUUCCUGAAUCCUACACGGAGUCCCUACCAAAGAAUGGGAAGUCCACCCUUGGAGAUUCAAUGUACAAACUUAUAACCGACGAUUAUUUUGACCCUGAAGAACUUCUACGCUCCGUAGACUUGUUGGAUGAACACAACAUUGUUGAUCUGAAGAACCGAGUCGAAGCCUCAGUAGUCAUCUGGCAGAAGAAAAUGACCCACAAGGACAGCAAAUUGUCGUGGGGGCAUAAUGUCAGUCACGAGAAGAGGGGAAUGUUUGAAGGGAGGGCAGAAAAUGUUCUUCUCCUUAUCAAGCACAGAUUUCCCGGCAUCGCCCAGUCGGCUCUAGACAUAAGUAAAAUCCAAUGCAACAAGGAUGUUGGCCUUGCCAUUUUGGAGAGUUACUCCAGGACUCUGGAGAGCUUAGCUUUCACAGUCAUGUCUCGAAUUGAAGAUGUUCUCAGCGCGGACUUGGCCACUCAAGAUCCCAAGAACGCAGAAUCAAUGAGAAUGGCCAGUUUAACUUCAGACGACACCGACAAGGUUGUCUCGGAUGCUAAGGCCGAGGUAGAGAAGAUGAGGAGAAUGGAGCCAGUUUCGCCGAUGCUAUACGACUACGUGGGCCCACGGGACCAAGACCUCAGCACAUAUAUCAAGGAGGGUGUUAACGGUCCAAAGCUGACAAAGAUGUCAUCAGUUGCAAACAAGAGGUUUUCAUACCUUGAGAAUUUGGGUGGAACAAGAAGCCCAAUAGCUAGACACUAG